AUGUUUGUGCUCUCUGUCCCCACGGAGGCUACAAACAGGUGCCAGGUGAAGCCUCCGCAGCUGUCCCUCGGCUCGGAUUCGGAAUUCCGACUUGGAAGCGUUCGUGGGGGGAGUUUUGGAGCGGGUCCCAUCUCCUCAGUCGUCCCCCCCUGUGGAGCUUUCAUCCUGGGUGAGGCCUCCGCUCUCUUGGCCUCUCCGCACACACACAGAUACAGAGCUCGUGCCGUUGGGGUGAAAUCCAAGACCGUGGAGUUGUUAGCACACCGGCUUCCCUUACACGACGGCGUCUUCACAAUAGUUUUGGGACGAGACGACGGCCCGGACAAGAGGUGCAGACAGAGUCCUGGAUCUACAGCCUCAGUCCUGGAUCUACAGCCUCAGUCCUGGAUCUACAGCCUGAGUUCUGGAUCUACAGCCUCAGUCCUGGAUCUACAGCCUGAGUUCUGGAUCUACAGCCUCAUUCCUGGAUCUAUACAGCCUCAGUCUUGGAUCUACAGCCUGAGUUCUGGAUCUACAGCCUCAGUCCUGGAUCUACAGCCUCAGUCCUGGAUCUACAGCCUCAGUCCUGGAUCUACAGCCUCAGUCCUGGAUCUACAGCCUGAGUUCUGGAUCUACAGCCUCAGUCCUGGAUCUACAGCCUCAGUCCUGGAUCUACAGCCUGAGUUCUGGAUCUACAGCCUCAUUCCUGGAUCUAUACAGCCUCAGUCUUGGAUCUACAGCCUCAGUCCUGGAUCUACAGCCUCAGUCCGGGAUCCACAGCCUCAGUCCUGGAACUACAGCCUCAGUCCUGGAUCUACAGCCUCAAGCCUGGAUCUGCAGCCUCAAUCCUGGAUCCACAGCCUCAGUCCUGGAUCUAUAGCCUCAGUCCGGGAUCCACAGCCUCAGUCCUUGAUCUACAGCCUCAGUCCUGGAUCAUGUUUUUGCAGUUAUGUAGUAGUAUCCUCGCCAUGCUCACACUCCCCUUGGCUGUGUGGACCUGGACUGGACCUGGGCUGGACAGUGCGCACCGCCCGCCCCUGGUUCUCAUGA
This is a messenger RNA of Knipowitschia caucasica, 1029 nucleotides long. Lineage: Eukaryota; Metazoa; Chordata; Actinopteri; Gobiiformes; Gobiidae. The record is from the annotation of a GenBank genome assembly.